Molecule: messenger RNA, 8732 nt
Organism: Equus caballus (horse)
Lineage: Eukaryota; Metazoa; Chordata; Mammalia; Perissodactyla; Equidae
Source: RefSeq, a predicted model, not a curated record
AUCCUGGCAAGAGACAUAGCAGGCAGCAUCCGCUGCCCCCUCCAUGGGAAUCGUCCUCAAAGGAGACCAUAUGGCCCAUGGGGGACCAGGAUUGAUUUUCCGAGAGAGCUCAGGAUGUUUUCCUGCCCCAUCUGAAGGCGCUGCAGCCACCUCGAAAUCUCCAGAAAGUCAGUGUUGCAAAUUCACUUAAUUUUAUAAAGUCUUGACCCGUCAACGACGCACGGGAUGGAGCCGACAGCUAAAGCACGGACUGAAAAAAGUUUCAGCUACGUUGUCAGAGCCCCCAGCAGUGAUGGGUUUGAUGUGAUGAACGUCGAUGUGAAGAUCAACACGUCCUGGAUAUUCCAGGACGCAGAGGACAGUGGUGAGGAGCACGGGUGUCUUCCGGACAGAGCAGCCAGCAGCCCAGACAUGGACACAGGGACGCUCGGGAAGCAGCUGGAAUGCUCAGAGCAGAAGCUGUUGGCAGCCGUGGACAAGCACAUGAUGUCGGAGUUCAGGCUGAGGAGCAGAAUCCAGGAGCUGGAGCUGUCGGAGAGGAGCCUCUUGCGGAGGGUGGACAAGCUGGGUGCCCGCGUGCUCCAGGAGCGCCACGCCUCUCUGCGGGCCCACGAGGAGCUGCAGGCACUGCGGGGGGAGCUGGCCCACCAGGAGGCCCCAGGCCGUGUUCAGGACGGACCUCAGCCCCUGCCGGGGGAGAAGGCACCAGAUGCCUGCAGAAGCCAUGGCCGGCACACCACCCUCCGCUCCCACGGGGCCCCUGGACCCAGGGCCUCAGCAGGCCAGCCCCCUGAGGGUCCCUGCGCCUGGGUCUGCAUCGGGGCUGGACGGGGCCCCUCUGAUUCGGUGUCAGGCCUGGAGACCACGGCCGAGCUCCUGGGGGUGCUUGCAGGACGUGACCGUGCACAGCUUACUCCGCCUGAGCCCAGAGUGGAUGCACAGCCUCUUCUCCUCAUCUGUGGCUGCCCCCCAGGGCAGAACGUGGAUGGCUCACUCCUCUCUGUGGAGCUGGCCUGGGUUUCAGAGCAGAAGCCAGCAGCCGUGCCGGCCCAGGAGUCCUUUCUCCUGGUGCAGACAUCCACACUCCCUCCCUGGGGACUGGCCAGGGACCCAGCUCCCCUGCCACCACCACCGCUGCCCUGGGAGGCCGCCCCGGGAGAACUCCAAGGCCAGCAGGUGCUGGACGUGAGGCCCCCACCUGCCCCCAGAGCCGGAGGACAGUCCUGCCAGGACCAUCGCCAGGCAAGGGGCCGCGAUGCCCCCCUCUGCCGGGAGUCCCCCCAUGUUUCAAAUCCCCCAUUACCCAGGAGAGGCCCCAGGGGUCUAAAAGGCUCUCAGAAGGAGGGAGGAGGAGCCCCAGAGUGGGGAACUGAGGAGCAGGAGGUGAGGAGGACUUGGGACAGGAAGGAGGAAGACCUCGGUGACAAGCGCCAGCCAAGUCAGGAAGGCCGUGAGAACCUGAGCCUGGAGGACAGGGUGGGAGCCCUGGAGGGUGUGCAGGGCGGGCACACGGCUGCAGAAGCCCGGGUCGCUGCCUCCCGCCCCUGGCCUGGGCAGGAGCUUGCACCACCUCCUCUGCAGGAGGAGACUGCAGGGUCAACAGAUGGUCCCGAGUCCCUAAGCAGGAGGGGGACGGGGGCAGGGCGUGUCUGGGGCCUCCCAGGGGGGUUUUCCUUAGAGGAGGAGGAAGAGGCCUCCCCAGCCACCUGCUUCAGGGCUCACGACACCAAAGGCCCGUCUCCAGCAGGCGCUCAGCAUCUUGCAGAGCAGGGCCGAGCCGUCGGGAGAGUUCAGGGCCCGGAGGAAAACCACGUGUGGUCUGGAAGUGCUCGGCUGCUGCAGGAGGAGAGCCCCGGGGACCAAGGGCAAGAGGAGGAGGAGCAGAAGGCGUUCCAUCAGGAAGGGUCCAGCCCGGGCUGCAGGGGUUUCCUGGAGGAGCCUAGUUCUGAGGAAUGUGAGGCCAACGAAGUGCUUCUCUUUGUGAAAGAGGGAGGUUUGCCACUGUCUCUGAGAUUGGCCUUAUCGCCCGAGGGGGCCGAACCCACCAGCCACUCACAGGCUCCGAGCACAGGGCAGGGCAGGUCUGCGCUCACCAUAGAGGAAUUCGAAAAGGAGGUGGAAGCUUGUUUCCGGCAGCUCUCCAUCCUGAAGCUUGGGAGCGAGGGUCGUCGGCAGAAAGUUCCCACGUUGGCAGGAGAAAACUGGAGCUUUGCUCACAGGUGGCCCAGCUGCCAGGAGAAUGCCUGUGCUCAGCAGGCUUUGGCAAACCAGAGUUUGGAUCUUUGUUCUGCCAUGGAAGCACAUCCCACUGAGAGCAGCGAGGAUGUUGAGCUGGGAGAGACCGAGGCCCUGGGAGCCGGCCAAGUUCUUCCGGGCACGGUGCCUGAUUCGGACGACGUGGGUCCGCACCCCGGGGGGCCCUCUGAGCUGGGUCAGACCUGGCUCUCUGAGCGCCCGACAGCCCUCGAGAGAGUGAGGAGAAGGUUUCAUCAGCUCAUUGCUGGGCUGAAGAAAGAGAGAAGCAGAGUUUUACAUGACAACAUCGCACUUCAGAGAGACCAAGAGAGGGGCCGUAAAAAGCUGCGUGCCCUUGAAAAAGACAGGGAGCGAACUGUGAAAAACAUAUCCGCGCUCGAGCGGGAUAACAGCACACUGUUGGAAGACAUCGCUCACUUAAAGAGGGAGCUGGACCAGUGUUUGCAGGUCAUUUCUGACCUCGAAGACUGCAACGGGAAAAGUUACGGCAAAAUUUCCGAGCUCGAGGAAGAAAACGAGAAACUGAAAGUGCGUGUGGAACAGCUCGGGAAAGCCCUGUCUGAGAGCUUUAGAGCAUCCAAAGGCGUGACGGAGCACGUCACACGGGAAAACCGGGAGCUCAAGGCGCUGAUUUCCCAGCUUGGGGUCAGUUACAAAGAGCUGAUAAAGGACGUAGUGUUGGGGAUAGAAGACAUGAUCCGGGCCUUAAGGAGGGAGAAUGAGCACCUUCUACACAGGAUCCAAGUCCUGGAGAGGGAAGUCACAAAGGGGAGGAGCACCGAUGUGGGGCGCUUGGUGAGGGCCCAGGAGCCCCUCCAAGGAAAAUGCAAGAUGGCGGUGGACAAGGAGAAUGCUGUAGAAAGGGAGGUGCAGGUAACUCAGCUUCCAGGGCCACUGAUCACAGGACUGCACGGGCUGCCCUUGGAGGAGGAAGUGGGUCUGGCUGGAGAGCGGACGGGACCGUCCUCGGGCAUGGAGAAUUCCGGGUGCCGUGCUGAUUCUACUGCUGCACCCCUGGUCUGGGGAAACGCCGAGAGAUCCAGCGGCCUGCAAGAAAACACCGAUGGAGCGGGGGUGAGAGAAGCACUUCCGGAACAGGAGGAGAAAAGACCGUGGUGUUCUGCAGACCAAGGGCCAGCUCUGAGGUCCCCGAGCAAUGGCCCCCAGCUCCAGGACCCGGAGGCUGAGACUUCCGAGGAGGCCCUCAGGCUGCAGGUCAGGCAGCUCCAUCACCAGGUGCGGACGCUGCGGUGCCAGCUCAGGGACCAGGGCUCCGCGCACCGCGGGCUGCAGGCGUCUCUGCAUGAGGCCGUCCACCUUCGGGCCGAGCUCACGGGCCAGCUUGAAGAACUUCAGAAAAAGCAACACGAAGCAAAUUUGGCUGUGACUCCUCUGAAGGCCAAGCUGGCUUCUCUGGUCCAGAAGUGCCGGGAGAGAAACCACGUGAUCACGCGCCUGCUGCGGGAGCUGCACAGACACGGGGCGCUGGAUCGCCUGCUCUCCGAGACGGCGCAGAGCAUGGUGAACGACGCGGCGCUGGCCGAGUAUGCGGCCACCUUCCUGGCUCCCGGGGUCCCACAGACAGGCCACCACCUGGAUGCCGAGUCUGAGAAGACAGCAGCUGUAAGAGCUCAGAAAUGUGUCCUGGAUCCCGAAAUUGACAGCGUCCUCCAAAGACCAUUGUGUUCAGAGUCCUGGCCAAUUCCCACGGCUGAGGGGCCAACACAGGCAGCUGGACCGAAUUCUUUGAAGCUCCCCCUGUCCUCCGGGCCCACGCCAGAUGCUGGACCGCGCCCCAUCUCUGUGCGACCCGGACUCCCUGCACAAGGUCUGCAAGAAAAAGAUGGAAUGUCCUGUCCCGCCCUCCCGGCUGACGGCCGCCCACCGUGCUCUGAGCUCCUGAGCCCCGCGAGGAUCCUGGCUUUCCACAAAGAGCUUAGAGAAAGCAUUUGCAGCAAUUCCCAGGUCCAUAAAUCACCCCUGGAGUUAUAAAUUUAAUAGGAUCACUCCCUCUCCGGGGCCUUUCGUAGACUCCAUAAAUAUUUGAAGCAGAACCUUCAGAGAGCGCUUUAAGAAAUUGGUAGCAAUCAAAGCCCUCAUUCAGUGGCAAGUGGUUUUGCCUUUGGCUCAGGGCUUCCUGCGCGUUGUCAGAGCUCCGAGACGUCCCAGGCGCCCCGGGUGAGUUCUGAGGGGCUGGGCCUGGUGAGUGUCGAGGCAGCAGAGGGAAUGUUUGCUGUCCCAAAAUCUACUGAACGACCAGGCCAGCGCGUCUCCAGGGGCAUGGUUUUGCCCUCCCAGGGCAGCACUGGCAAUGCUUGGAGACAUUUUCUGUUGUCACAACUGGGAAGCCGCUCCUGGCAUCUAGUGGGCAGAGGCCAGGGAUGCUGGUGAAGAUCCUACAGUGCACGAGAUGGCCCCCGCCACAAAGAAUGACCCAGCCCACACGGCAGCAGCCCGGGGUUUGGAGGCCCUGGGCCCGUCUCACAGCUCCCAAUGUCGUCAGCCACGGAGGACCGUUUUGUUAUUUUCCUGCUCCCAGAGCCCCUCCCCAUGUUUUAAGAGAUUUUUGCCUACCAAAUGAAACGCUUGAUUGAAGUAAUUAUAUGUUUUACAUUUUAAAACAUUAAAACCAAUCCGAGCUUUCUAAUAAGUCCAUUCAUUCAACAAACAUUUGUGACAUCCAAUAUACGCCAGGCAAUAAGAUGUGAAGGCGAAAGAGGUGGGUCGACGUUGGUUCCUGCCCCGGGAGCUCGCAGGGCAACAGGAGAGAGACAGGUAAACAAUAACCGCGUGCCGUGUACGUGAGACCAAGGGAAGGGCGGGUUCUGCCUGGCUUCCAGGAAUGCAAGGCAUUCAGGAAGGAAGGGCUGAGCAGGGCCCCCAGGCCCAAGGAGAUGUUCAACACAUGAGUGAGGUGGGGAAGGGUGUUAAAGUCAGAGGGAACAGCAUGUGCAAAGGCUCUGAGGCAUGAAACUGAACUUCGGGUGUGCCACUGGAGGAGGAGUGUGCCAAGCAGCCCCUUCUAAGCCAGCCACAGGGUCCCUGCCUCAUCCCCCUCCAGUGCCCUUCCUUCCCCUGAGGGCAGGACUGUGCCCUGACCAGUGGGAGGGGACCUGGGGUGAAAGAAGAAUGUGUCCGUCCUGAGGGCAGGCUGCCCAGAAGGAGAGUCUUGGGGGCUUGGGCCACCCGUGCCCAGACCUGUGUGCAGGCUCACCAGUUAGAGACACCAUCUCUCCCCUUGGUAGGGUCUGGCGAGGGGCUGGGGUGAAAGGUCACAGUCUCCUUCCCAAUGCUGCUCCCUCCUGGAAGGGUUGUCAUCUAAGGAUAAGAAGGGGCCAGGACAGGAGCCAAGGGCUCCUGGGGUGAUAGGCAGAGCAUGUAGGUUGUAUUUUAAUGUGUUUUAAUGCGUAUGUUGAAAUGAAAAGUGCAGAGAGUCCUUGCAGACCCUUCACCCAGCUUCCCCUACUGUUCACACCUUCUAUCACUAACCAUAGUCCAGUGGUAGAAAUGAGUGGAUUUAUUCUGAGGAAAACUGCGGGGCCAUUGACUCAUAAGAACAGCCGUGUGAUGGAGCCAGUGGCAGCACGCUGAGCUGCUCCCAUCUUCCUGAGCCCCUGGGGCUGUGUGACCAUCCACAUCACCGUGUCCAUCCACGUAUCUUUGGAACACUUUGCCAAUGGACCCAUCCAGUCAUUUGUUCAAUAAGCAUCUAGCACUAAGGGCCGGGUGAGUGCCGGGUCCUCGGAUCGGUGUGGGAAACGGGAAUAAAGAAGAUGCUGUCCGUCUCCAUCAUCCAGGACCUUCCGGAAACCCUGUGGCCCCGUCAUCACUGCUCAAGGACCCCCCAGAUUGGAAACCACUGCUGUCAUCGCUUUUGCAAUUUCGACCACCAUAGCCACCCCCGAAAUUGCCAAUUGUGCGGCAUCCUGCAGAGCUGGCCAGUACCACUGGUUUGUGAUCUCCUCCUCUGGCCCUUCUCUUCCUUUAUCUGGGGACAAUGCCAUUAGCUUUGAGCAUCGGGAAUACGCUGAAGAGAGGACGGGAGCCGGGUGAUGUUGGGGUGAAGAGCCAGCGGGGCCUCAGCGCUGAGCCGCUGGGUGCAGCCGGGGUCAUUUCUGGUCUCGGGACACUCCCGCCAGGCUAGAACGCUGGGCGUCUUGUCACUUAAGCACUCCCUCCUGCGUCUGCUCACAUUCUGGUCCUUGGCGCAGAGGCGGCCUGGGAAAAUCCAUGCAAGGCAGCCAAGGCAAUCUCUGCAGCGUAACCCGACGCUUCCACAAUAAAUCAGUUUCGAAAGCCAGAAACCACUUACUCGCCCAAGCUGUGAACCCCGCCUGGGGCGGCACAGCGGUCGCCUCAGCUGGUUGUUGCUUUGUGCAUUGAUUCCCCAGGGGCGCUUCUGCGACGGUGCAUGGCAGACUCUGGCGUUUUCCUUGCCUUGACUGUAGACCCCAGCUCUCGGAAGAGGCCACUGGGUUCCCCUGCCACCCCCUGCCGUGGGCCUGGUACAGCCGAGGCCCAGCCUGGUCUGAUGCUCCCAAGUGGAGGACAGGACGUGCUCGGGUGACCAAGAGGGGGCAGGUGAGAACUCGGCACGCAGGCGCUGGGUGCAGCCGCCCCACGUGCCAGGAAUGCCACCGAGCGACCCCAGGCCCUUGGAGACCAGCCAGAUGGGCCAGUCCAGCGGCCUGCAGCGGAAACCAAUCUGUCAGAGGGCUGUCAGCGAGCAACGAUGGUGGCCUUCCCUGGCCGGGCGCUGAGGAGCGGGAGCCCUGAGCCCAGCAAGGUAAAUGCACCCCCACGACCACGCAAAGGCCCCCUGGGCUUUCUGGCAAAUCACGUGAGAGCGUUGGCCUGGCCUGUGGCCAGGCGGUAGGCGUGCUCAGUGUGGUUUCUCUCCCUGCUGCCUGGUUCACGGUCCUGCCCUUCUGGGAUGUUCCUCAUGUGGCAGAGUGCCUGCUCAGCAGAUACUUCUCCUAGUCCUGCCGGGGCAGGGGUGGGGCUGCAGGCUGGGUCACAGGGGUCUCCCUCCAGGUCCCCAUCCUCCAGGCUCCUAGAGAGGCAGAUAGACCAAGAGCACAUGGUGUGAGCAGGGGUUGGUAGGGAGAGCACAGGGUCCAGGGGCACAGAGUGGACGCUGACCAGCGAGGGGUCCGGGAGGGCUUCCUGGAGGAAGUUCCAACUGAGGUGGGCCCUGGAGACCAGCAGGGGUCAGCCAGGCAGGGGCAACCACAUGGACAAAGGCCUGGGGUGCGGUCACGGGUAGGAAAUGGGGGUGCAAGUCCAUGACUUUCUGUAAUCCCUGAGCAGAAGGCGCUCUCUUUCCGUGAUCCCGCUGUGACUUCCUCGUGUGGUUUUAGUGUCGGUCAAACAUUCAUUCUUCCGAAUCCAGGAGCACAGAGUCCUUCCCACUCUGUUCCCGGUUCCCUUCCCAGAGGCAAAGGCCCAGCUUCUUACGAAUCCUCCCAGGGACGUCCUGUGUCCUCUGUGGUCACGCACAGGCACACACGGGCACCCACGCUCUGCCCCCGCUCCGCUUCUCAUCUAGUUUAUCUUGCUGAUCAUUCCGCCUCAGAGCGUAGCUUCUCCUUCAUCUUUUGGACAGUGGCGUUGUGUUCCGUUGUGUGGAUUUUCCAGUCCCUUUUCAACGGACAUUUGUGUUGCUUCUGGGCUUUUGCUGUUGAAACUGGUAUUGCCCUGGAGAUGCUCGUACACACAGCUCUUCACACGCGUGUGCACACAUCUGACGGUGGGUUCCUGGAAGGAGAAGUGCUGGGUCAAAGCAGAGGACCUGGCCACCCCCACUCCCCACCCCAUUUCCAGGUUGUACAGUUUUUGCUCCCACUUGCAAUGCUUGGGGGUCCCUGUUGCCCACAGUCCCCCCAACACCUACCCUCUGAUGUGUUGACUCAAUUCAGCUCUUACUUUUUGAGCCCCUACGGUGGGACCGGUGUGGUUUUAAGCAGUGAAAUAGCUGGACGGGGGCCCUGCCCUCACCGGGGGGUGUCUGAGUGGGGGGCCUGAGUUAAAUACAGGCAUUUGCUUCCUGACCCAACGAGGGACAGUCACGGUCUGGGUAGGGCUGAGCACACACACGCUGCGUGGCACUGGGUUCCGGCCCUUCCCUCACGUCGGUCCUAAUCUGUGCCUCGGUUUCCUAGUCUGCAGAGUGGGGAUACCGACCUCCUAGCGUGGCUGUGAGGAGUAAGCGGGUUAGUACUCGCGCAGCGCCCCGGAGAGGCCCUGGGACGGGCUACCGCUGCGGAUCUCCGUGCAGGUGCUUUCCGAAAAGCAGAAUGAAAAAGAGUCCCUUAAGGCGAGGGUGACAAGGAGCCGUAGCAGCAGUGCGGGCGGCCUGGGGCCGCGGACGGGGACCCCGCUCAGGCGGACGCCACUCAUGAGGAGGGUGGGGUGACAGACUAAGGUAAAGCGAUGGCACUGCGCGCAGGCUCCGAAGGCCGUCUUUCCAGGGGCUG